CAGCGGCCAGGACCCAAGAUGCAGGUGAGCCGAGCGGCGGUGGCCUUGGGGCCCGUUGUCCUGGCCAUGGCCUUCCUGUGUUCUGUGGCCUCGGCGGCAGACACCUGUGUAGGACAACGGGGUUACCCUGGAACACCUGGGAUGCCGGGGGCAACGGGGCCCAAAGGAGAACGGGGUUACCCUGGACUACCUGGGAUUCCGGGGGCAACGGGGCCCAAAGGAGAAUGGGGUUUGCCUGGACUACCUGGGAUGCUGGGGCCAGUGGGGCCCAAAGGAGACCGCGGGGAGACCGGUGCGCGCGGAGAGAAGGGUGAUCGUGGACAGAAGGGUGAUUGUGGAGAGAAGGGAGACUCCGCACAAUCCCAGUCCUGUGCCACAGGACCUCGGAACUGCAACGAGCUGCUUACCAGGGGGCACCUCCUGAGCGGCUGGCACACCAUCUACCUGCCCGACUGCCGGCCCCUGGUCGUGCUGUGUGACAUGCACACGGACGGCGGGGGCUGGACGGUGAUCCAGAGGAGGAGUGACGGCUCCGUGGACUUCUUCCGGGACUGGGCCGAGUACAAGCAGGGCUUCGGCAGCCAGCUGGGGGAGUUCUGGCUGGGCAACGACAACAUUCACGCCCUGACCGCCCAGGGAACCAGCGAGCUCCGCGUCGACCUCGUGGACUUCCAGGGCGGCUACCAGUUUGCCAAGUACCAGUCGUUCAAGCUGGGGAGCGAGGAGGAGAAGUACAAGCUGGUGCUGGGCGCCUUGGUCAGGGGCAGUGCGGGUGACUCCCUGAUGCAGCACAACAACAUGGCGUUCUCCACCAAAGACCAGGACAACGACGAAAGUUCUUCGAACUGCGCCCAGCAGUACCAAGGAGCCUGGUGGUACAAGAACUGCCACUCGUCCAACCUGAACGGCCGCUACCUCGGGGGCUCACAUGACAGCUUUGCAAACGGCAUCAACUGGCAGUCGGGGAAAGGGUACAAUUACAGCUACAAGGUGUCGGAGAUGAAGGUGCGGUCCGCCUAGGGCGCACGAGGGAGGGGAGACACAUCCCUGGUCAUUAUCCUCGUGGAAGCAAAGAGCUUCAUCCCGUUCCCCGGCCCCCCUCGGGGACCCUCAGCCUCAAGCCUUCAACCGGCGGCCAGCCCUUCUCCCCCGCCUGCCUGCAUCAGAGCGGCCCAUGCCACCCCGCCCCGCCUCGCCCACAGCACCAGUCCUCAAUAAAGGUGUUGGCUCGCUGCA
Phyllostomus hastatus (greater spear-nosed bat) is the source of this 1236-nucleotide messenger RNA. RefSeq names its product ficolin-2-like. The record is from RefSeq and is a predicted model, not a curated record. Bases 19 to 1020 code for a protein of 333 amino acids. NCBI's taxonomy places the organism in Eukaryota, Metazoa, Chordata, Mammalia, Chiroptera, Phyllostomidae. The transcript is spliced from 10 exons.